This is a messenger RNA of Purpureocillium lilacinum, 2424 nucleotides long. RefSeq names its product phosphatidylinositol N-acetylglucosaminyltransferase subunit gpi1. Gene Ontology annotation, cellular component: membrane; endoplasmic reticulum. NCBI's taxonomy places the organism in Eukaryota, Fungi, Ascomycota, Sordariomycetes, Hypocreales, Ophiocordycipitaceae. The record is from RefSeq and is a predicted model, not a curated record. Gene Ontology annotation, biological process: GPI anchor biosynthetic process.
AUGCAUCCGUUUUCCAUCCUGACGCUCGGCAUCUUUGUAGCUGGCUACAUCACCGCCCGCUGGGACCUCGUCACCCGCCUGUAUGAGCUCGCCAUCUUUGCGGCGGAAUACGGAGUAGUGAUUCGCGUUGCCAGGGGCGUCGUCGGCUUGACUGCUCUGUUCCUCACCAUUUUCCUCCCCGUCGUAUUCCUCGCGAGGAAGGAGACGCAUCUGGUGAGCAUCCUCGGAGCCGGUUACGUUGGCCUCGUUCCGCCGCUAAGCCGUCACAGCACCCCCGCGCGCCCGGAUUCGGUCUCUCGGCGCGCGAGCAGCUUCGAAGACGCGGCUCCUUCUGAGGCCCGCUCGGAUCGGCCUGGCGUGGUGGUGGGAUGGAGAAACUCGACGCUCGACGUGCUCGUCGUCGCCAUCCUCGAGGAUGUGGAUGCCCGCGAUGUCGAGUUCCACCUCAAGCUGGGCACGUUCUUCCGCAGCUGUCCUCAUAGCCCCAACCGCAUCUUUGACACCUGCGGCCACUCCUCCAUGCAUGUCUUGGGCGUGUCAAACGCAACGGAACCGGACGAGGUCGAUCCAUCCUGGGUCUGCGCCACCAUGACAUCCUCUUCGAAGCGCCCGACGAUCGACUGCGCACGGGCAUCGAGCAUCCAGCUUAUCCUCUACGACCGUCCCGAACCGAGGCGCAUGCAGUACAUCUCGCUCGACCCUAUAGCGUUGGCGCUUGGGGACAAGAGCUUCCGACUAGAAGACCCGCCUAUCGACGGGCCGGAGGGAGAGAUUGAGAAGCAAGAGCGCAAGGCCAAGGAGACACGGCGCAAGCUCGUCGAGAAGCUAAAACAACACACAAUAACCCACCGACCCCCGUCUGCGCGGGACAGGGCGUUGCCCAAGAUUGUGAACCAAGUCAACUGGUCCUGGGAGCUGGAUCGCACGCUGCAGAAGAAUGUCGGUCGACUUGGUCCGCGCCCACGGAGAGCUCAGAGCGUUUCUGAGAGGGUUGUCGAGUCGGCCACGACCAUGCGCAACUACAUUCUGCGGCAGCUAUGGGCGUUCUUCACCGUCUACCUCUUUCCCACCAUCCGGCGGGGUUUCUUCAUCUUCCUACUCGGCCAUCGCAUGGCGGCGGAGGUCCUCCUAAUCAUGUUUGAGUUUCGGCCGAAGCCAGGCGGUGCGGCGCUCAAGGAUAUAUCAGCGACGGCGCAGCAAAUCGAGAUUAGGCUCCAGCAGUUUUGCUACUGGCCGAUGCAAUACUCGACGUUGCGGCAGCGCAAAAUGAACUGGGCGAGCGUAACGACGAGUCAUCCAGAUUACAUCCGGUUCUACAACAGUCUUUGGCUGGUCGCGAACGACGUCAUCAUUGGCAUGGCUCUCGGAUCGUACAUAAUCGAACACGCAGACUGGGUCGCGACACAGAUUGGGGAUCUGCUGAGGGAGUACACGGUCGAGGCGUUGCGGAGCAGCAUUGAGUGGCUGAUGGGAUGGCCUGCCGGCCUGAAGCUCAACGGCGAGCUGGCAGCGUUCUUGGGUGACCUGUUUCUCUGGGUCAUCGAUUACUGGUCGAGUUGCAUCGACAUGUUGAGCCCUUUGCUGCCGCAGCUUGUGUGGUUCAUAGGCUUUUCGUCAUUUGCUGGCGCCAGCAUGCCCAUCGCCGUCUUUUCCGACUUGCUGUCGGUGCUCACGGUCCACAUCUACUCCUUUUAUCUGGCCUCGGCGCGCAUCUACCACUGGCAGCUCACGAUACUGCAAUCCCUGUUCCACCUCUUCCGCGGCAAGAAGCACAACGUCCUCCGCAACCGUAUCGACUCGUGCGACUACGACCUGGACCAGCUGCUUGUCGGCACCAUCCUCUUCACCUUGCUCUUCUUUUUGCUGCCGACCGUAGGCGUGUUCUACCUGAACUUUGCCAUUGCCAGGAUGAUCAUCAUCUCCAUGAAGGCAGGGUUCGACACGAUGCUGUCCUGCCUGAACCACUUUCCGCUGUUUGCGCUCAUGCUUCGAAUCAAGGACCCCAGGCGGUUGCCCGGCGGCAUCCGCUUUGAACUUCGAGAUACCCACGAUUAUAGAGCUACCGACGCUAAUAUGUCUAAUGAGCCGCCGACGUCCGUCAUUUAUCUCAAGUCCAUCCCGCUGAGCUUCGGUGCCAUGUUCCACCAGUAUUCUCAGAUGGCGCAUCGGAUACGAAAGCACUACCUCUCGCCCCGAGUGCUAUUGUGCCUCCUCACCGGCCAGUUUGUGCCGCCCAUCAACCGUAAAAACCUCUACAGCCUGCAGUACAGCAUGUUGCCCGCGCGGAGGGCGACGGUGUGGGAGAUGUGGCGGGCGCUCAACAUGGAACUGCCGCAAAAGAAGGCAUUCCCGCUGCCCGCCAUCCCGCCGCUGCCCAACGGCGGGCGAAGAGGCGCGGCAGGGCGGACGAGGUCGUACCACUGA